AUGCAGCGUGCUUCCGAGUUGUCGCCGCUUGUUGCGGAGAGCUUUCGUUCUUCUCCCUCUUCAAUUUUGGCGAGUAGAUUUCGCUGGUCUGUACUGCUCUCACCGCUUCUCGUGGUCUCUGGCGCGGCACUUCUUUUCACACUCGCAUAUGUGAUGCAGCAUGAUUCACUUAGAUCGAGUGUAAAGAAUCUCAAGGGGACCGCAAGUACUAAUUCUGAGAGACCUGAAGAUGAAUUUUUCUGUGGUAUUACGAACCAUGAGACGGGUUAUAUCAAGUUGCCGAACAAGGAUGACCAUCAUUAUUUUUACUGGUUUGUAGAGUCGCGCAGUGAUCCGCAGUCUGACCCAUUGGUCCUGUGGUUGACUGGGGGUCCCGGCUGCUCCAGUAUGACGGCUAUCUUGGCAGAAAAUGGCCCCUGCCUCGUACUUCCGGAUCUAUCCACGAAAAUAAACGAGUACUCAUGGAAUCAACAAGCCAAUGUCAUCUGGCUAGACCAACCCACCGGGGUCGGGUUUUCAUAUGGUCAAUACGAUUCAGAAGAUAUUAAUGUAGCGGACAACAUCUAUUGGUUUUUGCAAGAAUUUUUCAGAAAACACCCGAACUUGAUCAACCGAGAAUUUUUCGUUACUGGAGAAAGCUAUGGGGGCCACUAUAUCCCUGCAGCUGCUAGUCAUAUUCUGAAAGCCAACAUGCUUCGGCACUUGCAUUCAAAUGCAAUUUACAUCAAUCUGGCUGGUAUUGCGGUUGGAAAUGGACUGACAGACCCGGAAGUGCAAUAUCAGCACAUUGUAGACAUGGCUUAUAACUCGUACAACGUGUCGCUGUUAGAUAAACAAACAAUUGAUGGUAUGCGCAAAGCAGAGUUAGUGUGUCGCGAACUUAUUGUGCAAUGUCAACAUGAAAAAUCGAAAUGCUUGGAUGCUUUAAGCUUCUGUUCCGAAACGCUGGAAGCACCGUUCUUUCAGUCUGGACGCAACCCAUACGAUAUCCGUGAGCCGUGUACUGAAGACAACGUCAUGAAGUGCUUUCACUUUGAACAUAUUGAAGACUAUUUGAAUACACCAAGUGUACUGGACAAAAUUGGCGUUAAUCUGAAUAAGUUAAUAUCAUGGCGAGAGUGUGAUGCGACAGUUGGAGCGCAAUUUGCUUUUGAUCAAAUGGUGUCUUCGACGAAUGAAGUUGAAUUCUUACUAGAUGCAGGCGUACGGGUGCUGAUUUACGCUGGUGACGCUGAUCUUAUGUGCAAUUGGGCUGGCAAUGAAGCUUGGGUCAUGGCAUUGGAUUGGAGCGGCAAAGCCGAAUAUAACAGCGUACCCAACCGUCCACUAGUCACAUCUGAAAUGAAGAAUGCUGGCCGUGUCCGUUCAUUUGAAAAUCUAGCGUUUGUUCGUGUAUUUAACUCCGGGCAUAUAGUGCCAAUGGAUCAGCCUGCAGUUUCGCUCGAGCUGAUUAAUAAGUUUCUACAAAACAAAAAUCUUUGA
Messenger RNA from Plasmopara halstedii, 1482 nucleotides. RefSeq names its product serine protease family. The coding region runs from base 1 to 1482 and encodes 493 amino acids. The record is from RefSeq and is a predicted model, not a curated record. The transcript has a single exon. Gene Ontology annotation, biological process: proteolysis. Gene Ontology annotation, molecular function: serine-type carboxypeptidase activity. Lineage: Eukaryota; Oomycota; Peronosporomycetes; Peronosporales; Peronosporaceae.